This is a messenger RNA of Vigna umbellata (rice bean), 722 nucleotides long. RefSeq names its product early nodulin-like protein 1. Gene Ontology annotation, molecular function: electron transfer activity. Gene Ontology annotation, cellular component: plasma membrane. The record is from RefSeq and is a predicted model, not a curated record. Lineage: Eukaryota; Viridiplantae; Streptophyta; Magnoliopsida; Fabales; Fabaceae.
CAACACACUCUUCUCUUCUUUCUAUAUAAUGCCAGCAAAUACCUUACACAUCAAAGCAUUUUCCUUCCUCUAAUCCCCAACGGUUACCUCUUCUCUUCUCAAUCCCCCACUAUAUAUAUAUAUAUAUAUAUAAGUAGAUACAUAUAGUAUUACACCUUUCACUCACUCUCUCUUUCAGUUCAUAAUCUUUUUCAGACAUCAUUGAAAUGGCGUUUCUGGGUCUCUUGUUUUCGAUGAUUCCUACGCUGCUUCUUGUUGCGUCAUCAUCAUCAAAGUUUCAAGCUGAGGCAAGACAGUAUGAUGUUGGUGGAAGAGAUGGGUGGGUGGCCAAGCCUUCCGAAGACUACAACCACUGGGCUCAGAGGAACAGAUUUCAAGUCAACGAUACUCUCCAUUUCAAGUACAACAAAGGCAUAGAUUCAGUUGUGGUGGUGAAGAAGGAGGAUUUCGAUUCAUGCAACAUCAACAACCCCAUUCAGAAAAUGGACGAUGGUGAUUCAAUUUUCCCACUUUCUCAUUCGGGUCUCUUUUAUUUCGUAAGUGGCAACCUUGACAACUGCAAAAUCGGUCAAAAACUCAUUGUUCUUGUCAUGGCCGUCAGACAACCUCCUCCUGUGACUGCGCCGCCGCCUACAAGCGCCCUGCCGCCGCAGACUGUUCCGGCAACGGGGCUGACCUCUCCGGCGCCGCCCCCAUCGGAUAAAUCGGGCUCAGGGAGGGUU